AUGGUCGCGUAUGAUGGUAUAGGAAACUCCCGGGAGCACGUCUUGAACUAUAAGACGUUCAUGAAACUGCAGACCCACUCGGAUGCUCUGAUGUGUAAAGUUUUUCUAACCACCCUUAUUGGACCAGUCCGAGCAUGGUUCAUUGCUGGGGUCCCAGCCGAAAGGAAAACAAGCUACCUAGAAACAAUUCGGCAGAGGAGGAAUGAAUCUCUGAGGGAAUAUGUGACUAAGUUCAACUCAGAGGCUCUACAAAUUCCUGAGCUCGACGAAGGCAAAGCAGUAGAAGCCAUACAGAAGGGCACUACCUCUCUAGAGUUUUUUGGAUUGCUGUGCAGAAAGCUACUCACCACCUUGGUAGAGCUGAUGAAAAGAGCAGAAAAAUAUAUAAGGCAAGAUGAUGCCUUGACCACUAGCAGAUUUGCCAAGGAAGCAGGAGAUAGAGGAAAGAUUGGGGAGGAUAAGCGGCCAGACAGGCAAGAAAGGAGACAGGACCAGGGGUCUGAAGUGUUGAACAAACACUGGAGGGAGAGGAAGGAGCAAAGACCCUAUCAACCUCUGAUUUCUGAGAUGAUCACUCCCAUGAAUGUGUCCAGGACCGAGGUGCUCGUAGUAAUCUAG
This is a messenger RNA of Manihot esculenta (cassava), 618 nucleotides long. RefSeq lists its product as uncharacterized. Bases 1 to 618 code for a protein of 205 amino acids. The transcript has 2 exons. The record is from RefSeq and is a predicted model, not a curated record. Lineage: Eukaryota; Viridiplantae; Streptophyta; Magnoliopsida; Malpighiales; Euphorbiaceae.